Papaver somniferum (opium poppy) is the source of this 468-nucleotide messenger RNA. RefSeq lists its product as uncharacterized. The record is from RefSeq and is a predicted model, not a curated record. The transcript has a single exon. The coding region runs from base 1 to 468 and encodes 155 amino acids. Lineage: Eukaryota; Viridiplantae; Streptophyta; Magnoliopsida; Ranunculales; Papaveraceae.
AUGACUGCAACAAGUUUAUUAGUGGGAAGACCAUGGCAGUAUGAUAUUCGUGUUGUUCAUAACUGCUAUGAGAAUACUUAUACCUUUGUUCAUGAAGGGUUUACUAAAGUUCUAUGGCCUUUACAAUCUUCUAAUUCAGUCAAGGAACCAUCAGAUAAGAAGACAAAUGCACUAGUUGCUACCAUUGUUCAUUCUUUACAACCAAAUCAUUCUUUGAGUUCUCAUGAAGCUGAUAAACCAAUGGUGGAAAUUCCAGAAAAGGUACAACCUUUAUUAUCUUCUUUCAAUGACUUAUUUCCUACUAAAUUACCUAAUGUUUUGCCUCCAUUAAGAGAUCUACAACAUCAGAUAGACUUUAUACCUGGAACUUUUAUUCCUAAUCAACCUCAUUAUAAGUUAAGUCCUACAGAACAUGAGAUUUUACAAGGUCAAGUUGAUGAUUUGUUACAAAAAGGUUUGGUAAUGUAG